CCAAUAAGUGGUCUUCAUAUAACAGAGCAGAGCACAGAGACAAAUUCAAAAAGGAAAAGGAAUCGUUCAUGCUGGUGGAUUAACCCUCUGAAGCCAGUACUAAAGAGUCCAAACCAUGUGUAAAGGAUUAGCUGCCCUUCCUCAGACAUGUCUGGAGAGGGCUAAAGGGAUCAAGACUAAGUUGGGAACUCUGCUCCAGAAGCCAGAGAAUGCCAUUGACCUCAUCAUCCCAUACCCUGAAAAGCCUGAGAAGAAACCAGAAAAGCUUCAGAAGCCAACUCCUGAAGAGGCUGCCCAGUGGCGUGAGUCUCUGGACCGUGUCCUCUCCAACAGCUAUGGCCUUGCUACAUUCAGGAGCUUCCUGAUAUCUGAGUUCAGCGAGGAGAAUAUUGAGUUCUGGUUGGCAUGUGAGGAUUUUAAGAAGACCAAAUCUCCACUGAAAAUGGCCGCCAAGGCCAAGAAGAUUUAUGAAGACUUCAUUCAGACUGGUGGACACAAAGAGGUGAAUAUUGAUCAUUUCACCAAAGACGUGACUCUGAGGAACCUGGUCGACCUUUCCCCUGCCACCUUUGACCUGGCUCAGAGCCGCAUCUACACUCUGAUGGAGAAGGACUCAUUCGGGCGCUUCCUCAGAUCCGAGCAUUAUCAAGAGCUCAUCAAGUAAACGCAAUUAUCCCGCUGUAGGGAGACAAAAACGCAAACACAUCCUUGAUCGUUUGGAUUUGGCAGUUAUUUUAGAAAUCCACUCUCACAAAUCUGAAUAUUAUUUGUCGAUGAUUUUACUUACAAAUUUCAGAGCUACAAAAUCAAAAAGACUAGAAAAACCAUCUUGCAAUCAUCCAGAAUUUGGAAAUCCAAAUUGUCUCCCUACAGCUUUGCUAAGAACUUCUAAAUGAUGACCAGUUAUAUUUAAAAAAAAAAAAGCAAGACAUUGUUAACCAUUAAAAUUGUACUCAUGUGUAAUGCCAACAUUUUUGAAGAACCGUUCCAUUUGUUUUGCGUAAACUGUUGGGACAGAAUUUUUUUUUUUUUGUAGCUCCCUGUCUACUAAAUAAAAUGGAAAAUCCUAGUCAGACCAAUUCCCGCUUGUAAUUCAUUAGACUAGACAAGUGGCUCAUGUUUUUUGAAGAGGACAUCCUGGCCUCUGAGGUGCAAUUCAGAGAAGUAUCUGAGCACAGUGUCCGUCUGUCUGCCGUGAAGUGAGAUACGGCUGGUGUGUGGACGGGAGCGAAUGACGAGUGCUUUUUCUUGGAAACGUCCACAUUAAUGUUAACACUCGUGCAUAAAAGGGAUGGGGAGUUGGGGGGAGGAGGGGUACACACUUAAGCCCUGAAUGCCUAUCAUCAUUCACAGUGAAAGAAGCGAAGGACGUGUUUAAAUGCACAGAGUCCCUGGGAAAAGCCAGAGACGAGGCUUGUUGUGGUGUGUACGUUGCUAAGAUGGGAAAAUCAAGUAGGAGUGGGGCUCUCUAAUGCAUUGGAAAACUUUUUUUUUUUUUUUUCGUAUAGAGGGACAGCAUUCCCAAGGAACCAUAAGGGAUAAUAAAAAAAAGGCGUAUCUUGAAUUAAAAAAAAUCCAUUAAUGAGUAUCUUUCAAGACAGUUACAAUUACUGAAAUAUAUAUCUCAUUAUUAUUAUUAUUAUUAUUAUUAUUAUUAUUAUUAUUAUUAUUACUAUUAUUAUUAUUAAUAUUAACGUUGUAUGCCCUUGACAUGAGCAGCUAAUCUAAGUUCUAGACACGUUGCCUACCAUCAAACACAUGUAUCAAGUACAUCCUAUCCAUAUGUAUGGAAUUAUUUCCCUUAUUAAAUUUUGCAUGUGUGAAUCUCACCAUAUGCAUAUACCAUAUACUAUUGCAUGUUUUGGGUUUUUUUUUGCUCACCAUUUUAUUGUUCAUUAAAAUCAUAUCUAGUAUAUAGCAUUAUAUGCAGUAAUAGGUGGUCCAUAAGUCCUUAUUUUUAGGCCACAUUAACUAAAAUAUUAGAACACUGCAGGUCAGACAAAAAAAAGCUAAACAAAUUAUUCUAAAUUUAAAAAAAGUUAAAAAUGUCUAUUGGUUUUGGAGUAUUGGGGCUGAAUAUUUGUCAUAGAAAAUCAAAUGAACACUAAGGACUUAUAGCUCACCUCUUUUUUAAAAAUAAAUAAA
Messenger RNA from Hemibagrus wyckioides, 2145 nucleotides. It is a transcript of the gene rgs5a, whose product is annotated as regulator of G protein signaling 5a. The record is from RefSeq and is a predicted model, not a curated record. The coding region runs from base 116 to 664 and encodes 182 amino acids. Lineage: Eukaryota; Metazoa; Chordata; Actinopteri; Siluriformes; Bagridae. The transcript has 5 exons.